Messenger RNA from Fopius arisanus, 1383 nucleotides. RefSeq names its product wurstfest (gene fest). The record is from RefSeq and is a predicted model, not a curated record. The coding region runs from base 212 to 1324 and encodes 370 amino acids. Lineage: Eukaryota; Metazoa; Arthropoda; Insecta; Hymenoptera; Braconidae. The transcript is spliced from 6 exons.
CCUGGCAACACGAGGCAUCCGCACACCAGUCGAUUAAUUUCAAUCGAAUAAUCUCACUCCCCAAUUAAUUGAUUACAAAUUGAGGGGUAGUUCAUUAAAUCCAUCAAUCGUGGAUCGGCCGAGUGAUACAGGAGGUCAGAACUUGGCCUCCAAGACCACCAGGAAAUCGCGACGACGCAAACCUCGCAGCACCAGCUCCAAGGCCCGAGCAAUGACGAAUUCCUCAGGGGAAGGUGUUCGUGAGACAUCGAAAUCGAGUGAUCAUCCAGCGAUCUCCAAUUCAGCUCAUCACAUACAGACACGAAACAGCACUACCUAUGGACAUACCACGAUGCGACCCAGAUCCCUGUACACCACUCACAGCUUUACACCACAAGCGGAUAAUACUAAUUUUCAACGUUAUCCAGAGUUCUCCAAGUUCCUGGAGACGCCUCCUGGGGAGCAGUGGCACAAUGUACCUGGGGGUGUGGGGUCGUACCCCAAUGCACUUCCUUGGCGUUCCAGGAACUCCAAGACGUCGCAGUAUUACCCGGAGGAUAAUUACCAGGAGAACUGGAGGGAUCCUGAGACGUCCGAAGGAACUGUUGGAGCUGUUGCCACGCCACAUGGAACCAUUUCCCUUCGACUUCAUAACAGGAUCCGAGUGGAUAUGACCAUUGAUAGAGCUGUCAGGGUCAUCAACUUCAAGAACAACAUCGUGCUGUCCCUGAACGGUUCGGGUUCCGCAGCAGCUUUGCUGCAUCCGAAUGGACGAAUCUAUCAGUACGGAUCACGUGUGGAGAUAUUGGCACACGAUUCCCACGGGAACAACAAGUACGCGAAGAUGUGGUACAAGGGUGUGAGUUUUACCUCUGAACAGUGCGCUCUGGUCUACCUCGUGGAUUCUGCAGGCACGAGGACAACCACUGAUUCCUUCUCCGAUAUGAGUCAGGAUUUCUCCCUGAGUGUCUUCUACUCAGAGUCUCGUCAUGGUCCAGGAUGUCUUCAGGAGGCGACAGCAGCCCUGGGUGCGGCCCAGUACUGGCUGACAGAUGAGGGUGUCGAGAAUUGGAUGAUAAAUAACGUGAGGAUCUCUCAGACACCUGAUGGUCUCGUCAGGAUCGCUCGUAACAGCAACAAGUAUCAACUGAGAACUUCUCCCAGCAAUGGAACUGCUUCCUUGACGACGCCUUUCCUCCACUGCACAGCAUCCCUCGGUCAGACAUCUCAUCUCUUCGUCAGAAGGGGUGAAAGGAGAAUGCAUUACGAUGGCACGAGCUUCAUCGUCAGAAAUGCUGGCCACAGUGCCGGCUUCGAUGACAACAAUCAGCUCAAGGUUUAUUGAGGCCCCAGGGCUCAGUGGUCAACCCAUCCUCUCUCUGAAAAGAUUCACUGAAACCUAGA